AUGAAGCGGCAGAACGUGCGGACUCUCUCCCUCAUCCUUUGCAUGUUCACCUACCUGCUGGUGGGCGCCGCCGUCUUCGACGCGCUCGAGUCCGACUUCGAGACCUCCCGCAAGCGAUUGCUGAACUCCAAGCGCAUGGAACUGAAGAGCAAGUACGGCAUGAGUGAGGAGGAUUACAAGGAACUGGAAUGGGUAGUUCUGCAAAGCGAGCCGCACCGCGCCGGGCACCAGUGGAAAUUCGCUGGCUCCUUCUACUUUGCCAUCACCGUGAUCACCACCAUAGGUUAUGGUCACGCUGCCCCGGGUACUAACGCCGGCAAAGCCUUCUGCAUGUUCUACGCGGUGCUGGGGAUCCCGCUGACGCUGGUGAUGUUCCAGAGUCUGGGCGAGAGGAUGAACACCUUUGUUCGCUACCUGCUGAAGAGGAUAAAGAGAUGUCUGGGAAUGAAGAACACAGAGGUAUCUAUGGAGAAUAUGGUCACGGUGGGCUUCUUCUCCUGCCUAGGAACGCUGUGCAUCGGCGCCGCGGCGUUUGCCCACUUUGAGGACUGGACCUUCUUCCACGCUUACUAUUACUGCUUCAUCACUCUCACCACCAUCGGCUUCGGAGACUUUGUGGCCCUGCAGAAUAACGAGGCCUUGCAGAAGAGACCCCCCUACGUGGCGUUCAGCUUCAUGUACAUCCUGGUGGGCCUGACAGUGAUCGGAGCCUUCCUCAACCUGGUGGUCCUGCGCUUCCUCACCAUGAACUCCGAGGACGAGAAGAGGGACGCGGAGGAGCGUGCCAGCAACAAGGAGCACUUGGCUAUGACGGUGGGAGAGGACGCCCAGGGCAGGAGCGCCUCACUGCUGCCGGGGGAGGCGAGCCGAAGUAGGAGCAACCUGAUACCACUGAUAGCAGCGGAGGCGGGGGUCGGUCGAGGGAGCCCACAGGAACCCGUUUCAGACGCUGAAUCCCUCUGCUCCUGUAUGUGCUAUCGGUCCCAGCGCGGCGACAGUCCCGCCGGCUCCUUCAGGGCUCAUUCCAACCCUGUCUACUUCAACUCUAUCUCCUACAAGGUGGACGAGGAAGUGUCGCUGAGCGCGGGCGACAGGCUUGUCCUCUCCUCCCCGGGCAGCCACUGCUCGCUGGGGUUUCCUGCCUCUGCCCAGUCCCGGCGCAGCCGGCGGAGGUCGGUGUGAUCCCAUUGCAUGCGCAUCCUUGCUGGAGAUUGCUCAGUGCAUUGGCAGCAACCGCAUGGCGCCCAGUGCCAAAGGAAACCAAUAAAUAGCAUGGCUAUUGCACACAGCGCUCGGUAAAGCCCGGCUGUGCUACCGGGCGACAGGGAUGCCCGGAGAGAAUGGCCAGAACGUGCAAAGCGGCACACACCUCCAGACCCAGCCGGGAGUCACGGAGGUGAACCCUCAUCUUUCUAGUCCGAGAAGAGGUUGAGACGAACUUUCCUGUGACCAGACUUGUGAAUUACCCGAUUAGACGGCGCGGGUCCGAUGAUAAUCCACGGUUCACGUGGUUUCCGCCCAGCAUCGACGCCUGUGCUUCGGUUUACACGUGGUGGGAGCCGAUGG
Mobula hypostoma (lesser devil ray) is the source of this 1566-nucleotide messenger RNA. Its product is annotated as potassium channel subfamily K member 9-like. Gene Ontology annotation, molecular function: potassium ion leak channel activity; outward rectifier potassium channel activity. Gene Ontology annotation, cellular component: plasma membrane. Bases 1 to 1182 code for a protein of 393 amino acids. Gene Ontology annotation, biological process: stabilization of membrane potential; potassium ion transmembrane transport. The record is from RefSeq and is a predicted model, not a curated record. Lineage: Eukaryota; Metazoa; Chordata; Chondrichthyes; Myliobatiformes; Myliobatidae. The transcript is spliced from 2 exons.